Messenger RNA from Acanthopagrus latus (yellowfin seabream), 1849 nucleotides. It is a transcript of the gene ogfod3, whose product is annotated as urotensin-2 receptor 2. Gene Ontology annotation, molecular function: iron ion binding; L-ascorbic acid binding; oxidoreductase activity, acting on paired donors, with incorporation or reduction of molecular oxygen. The transcript is spliced from 10 exons. Gene Ontology annotation, cellular component: membrane. The record is from RefSeq and is a predicted model, not a curated record. Bases 229 to 1056 code for a protein of 275 amino acids. Lineage: Eukaryota; Metazoa; Chordata; Actinopteri; Spariformes; Sparidae.
UUCCAUACGGAAGCGCAGUGUAGGUAAUUGAUUAGUUUAGUCUCAGCAGGAAGAGCAAUUGAUAGAAGAAUACGCGCUACAGGAGUUAAACGUUUGUGACGUUUGGAGCAGAAUAUCAAGAGAGCCAAUGGGGUGGCCGAUACUCGUGCACCAGGAAGUGGAUGUGGCUCCAGAGGUAAUGCAUUACGGCAGGGAUCUGCAUGGAGGGGGUACCGAGGGCCUGUGGCCAUGCUGGUGGUCGCUCUGACGGUGUGCGGGGCAACUCUGUGGCUGUACGUGACCUCGCUGGACAGUGACAUCACAGAAACACUGGUUAGCCAACGCGAGCUUGUUUCUGUCCAGCCCAGAGUCUACAACGUCCAGUGCUCUGAAGACUAUGAGAACUACAAACGUUAUCCAGGAUGCACCCCUCAGAAGUGUGGCCGUGCAGUCACGGACAGCGUGGUGAAGAGGGAGGAAGCUCAGGCUCUCAGGAGGCUGGCUGAGAGAGGGCUGGCGUUGGCUGGGUCAGAGGGAGGAGCUUCCAUACUGGACCUGCACUCUGGAGCGUUGUCGAUGGGAAAGCAGUUUGUCAACAUCUACAGGUAUUUUGGGGAUCAGAUCGGUGACGUGUUUACACAAGAGGAUUUCGAGCUUUACAGAGAUGUGCGUGGGCGAAUCCAGGCAGUUAUUGCUGAGACGUUUGGUUUGGACCCGACUCUGAUGUACCUCACCAAGCCCACCUUCUUCUCCAGAAUCAACAGCACAGGAGCCAAGACCCAACACGACGAGUACUGGCACCCACACAUAGAUAAGGUGACUUAUGGCUCUUUUGACUACACAUCACUACUCUACCUGUCUGACUACGGCUCUGACUUCACUGGGGGAAGAUUUGUCUUCAUGGACCAAAAUGGCAACCGGACAGUGGAGCCACGGACAGGAAGAGUCUCCUUCUUCUCUUCCGGCUCGGAGAACCUCCAUCGCGUGGAGAGGGUGACGUGGGGGACGCGCUACGCCAUCACCGUGUCCUUCACCUGUGACCCUGCACACGCCAUCUCUGACCCCACCCUUCCCUGAGGCACCCGCUGGUGACAGCAGUGUUCACCGGCUUGGAAAAGCCCUGCAACAAAGAGAGGGAGCAAAAGGGAGAGACAAGGAAGAAGGAGGAUUUUUAUAUGGUGGAGGUUUUGCUUGUAACAUCGGGACACUGUUGCUGCACGGUCAAUAUCUGAAAUUUUCUGUCAUUCGCAGAUGAUGACUUGCUGAUUGUGCUACGGAAAAAGAGGCACAUGCUUUUACCAUCUCGUCUGGAGAGGUUUUUUCCUAUUUGUGACAGACCUUUGUAUUUUUAUCCAGUUUUUCUACUGCAGUUUUUUUUUCUUUUUUGCACCAUUAUACUGUAAUUGCUAGUAGUAGAAGUGUUUCACAAUCUGUUCCUCUUGACCAUUGGGGUGGAUGGCUUGAGCGGCGAUUGCCUUUUGUCUGAAAUGGUGUCAAAGAGUGUAAAGAGGGAUUGUGUGUUUUCCAGAUGUGUCAGUGUGUUUUUCUUUUUUUUCUUUUUUUAAGGAGACAUAAGUCUGGUAAAUAGACCUUACUUCACAACAUCCCUGCUCAGAAUACUCAGGAGGUGUUUUCUUCUGAGAAGAACCCUCUCCUUGUUGAAGACUCUUUCCAGUAUGUUACCAUGUACGUCAGUGGUUGGUGAGGACGGUUUAAAAUGAAAUACUGGCAGAAUCAGAAGUCCAUGUCCCUUUGCUUCACGACUAGCUUUCGUUGAUCUGUUUUCACUGCAAUAUGAUCAUUAAGAGAUCAGCACACUUGAGUACUCAGAUUAAUAUUCCGUUUUCAUUAAAGCAACCAGUAUCAUUCA